AAUCUUUCUAAGUUUAUCAAGGUUUGUUUUUUGAAAAAUACACAUAAUCAUAUGUAAUAUCAAUGUCCAGAGUCUAUCUUUUCCAGCUUUGAAAAUGGUUGCAUUUUUCCAACAGUGCAUUUCCAAUAUCCUAAAAUUGGGUCCCAUCUCUGCCUAAAAGUUUCAUAUUUGUUUUUGUACUCCACCUGCUCAUCAAAAUCACAUUUUUUUUGCAAUCUCUUUACAGUUCAUUUUCAAUCAUGCAUAAAAAAUAAAUAAAAUAUAUGCUCUUUUCUGUUAUUCUAAUACCAUUCAAUCACUCCUCAAAUCUUGUUGUUUUGGUCAAGUUUUUAAUGCUCACUCGUUGAUAAGGCCCAAAAGGGCACCCUCGGAUUCUUCUUUCUUGGGUUAUGGUCAAGGUGGUAAUCUAUGCCGGCUACUUGAAUUUCUGGGCUCUUGACUUAUCAUUUCAGCAUAUGCAAGUAUGCUUGAACAGGAGAGAUUCCUCUAUGGUUCUGCUCUCCUGCUAUGUAUCUCUCUCGGGUCUUUGCUUUUUGGCGUUGUAGCUUCAGAAAUUACAUUGGGUUCAAAACUAUCUGUAGAAGAAGAUAAUUCAUGGGUUUCUUCUAAUGGUGAUUUCGCUAUUGGAUUCUAUAACCACCCUGAUCGGCCAAGCCAGUUUGGUAUUGGCAUUCGUUUCAAUUCGAAGUCAAUUCCUGUUGAUAAACGGACAGUGGUUUGGGUUGCCGGAGGUGAUGUUUCUGUUAGUAACAACUCCUAUUUCCAGCUUCAAAAGAAUGGAGAAUUGGUUCUUUUUGAUGCCUCGCAGAGUCAAGAGCAGUGGACCAGCAAAACAAGCCAACUAUCUGUUGCAUCAGCUUUUCUUCGUGAUGAUGGUAAUCUUGUCUUACUGAAUGAGAAGAAAGAUAUAGUUUGGCAAAGUUUUGAUUAUCCAACAGAUACGCUUCUUCCUGGCCAGAGAUUUUAUGCUUUUAGUACAUUGAGAGCUGCCGGGCAAAAUGAUGUUUCAAGUUUAUAUACCCUCUACAUGAAUGUUUCGGGUCAGCUACAGCUAAGGUGGGAAAGCAGUAUCAUAUAUUGGAGCAGCGGAAGACCUUCUCAUUCAAAUCUCACCGCUGUUCUGACUUCUAGUGGAAGCCUGCAACUUGUGGCCCCAAAUUUGGGACCUAUUUGGUCUGUGUUUGGAGAAGAUCAUGAUGACACUGUAAGAUUUAGGUUCCUCCGGCUGGAUGUGGACGGUAACUUGCGGAUAUUCUCAUGGGUAGAGGUUUCACAAACAUGGAGAUCAGUCUGGCAAGCUGUUGAGAAUCAGUGUACUGUCUUUGCAACUUGCUAUCAGCAAGGCAUCUGUGUAUUCAAUGCAUCUGGUUCCCCUGUUUGCACAUGCCCAUUUCACCACACAGGACAGUCAAACUCAAAAUGUUUGUUUUCAUCUCAGCAUGACUGCAAAUCAGGGUCCAUUAUGGUUGAGCAAGCCAACAUGUUUCUUUAUGGAUAUUACCCAGUCAAUGAUUCUAUCUCCAUAACUAGUAUAAACCAGUGCAAAAGCAUGUGCCUCAAUGACUCAAGUUGUACUUCUGUGACCUUCACAAAUGAUGGAAGUGCAAAGUGCAGGAUGAUGAAAACUCCGUAUGUCAGUGGUUAUUCAGUUCCCUCUCUUAGUUCGAUAUCUUUUGUUAAGAGUUGUUCAGACCCCAUAGCUGCUGAUCCCAUCAUCCCAUUGAAGUCUCCACCACAAGCACAGAAGGAGUCUUAUAAGAUUUGGAUUCCUUGUCUAGUUGGAGCCGCCUCUGGCACAUUUGUUGUUUUUGUUGUGAUUCAGUUGGCAAUGGGUUUUUACCUACAUAAAAGAAGAAACUCUUACAGGAGACUAGCUUCUUUAGCUUAUUCCACUCCUGGUUCAAAAUGUUUAAUCAUGUUAUCCUUCACUGAGAUCAAGGACCUUACAGGGAAUUUCAACCACCAAAUUGGGCCAAAGAUGUUCAAAGGUGCCUUACCCAACAACCAACUGGUCACAGUCAAAGAGCUGGAAGCAACCACUGAAGCAAGAAAAUUCCGAGCUGCAGUGUCAAAGAUAGGAAGCAUUUAUCACAAAGGUCUUGUCAAGCUGGAAGGCUAUUGUUGCGAGUUAGAUCACAGGUAUUUAGUCUAUGAAUUUCCCAAGAAUGGUUCUGUGGAGAAAUACAUAGAAGAUUCAACAUUGGCUGAGAGACUGACUUGGAGAAAGAGAAUGGAGAUUUGCUUAAGUGUCGGUAGAGCCAUAUUUUAUUUGCACACAGAGUGUAGAGAAUUUUUAUGCCAUGGAAAUUUGAAAUGUGAAAAUGUAGUCCUUGAUGAAAAUUUUGAGGCUAAAGUGAAUGAAUUUGGAUUUCGGAUGCUUUAUGGUGAGGCAUCCUCACAUAGGGCUUCGGCAGAGAAAGAUGUGGAGGAGUUUGGCAAGAUUGUUAUGACACUAGUUAGCGGGAUUAAAGAAGUGAAUGAUGUUGUUGGUUGGGCUUACAAGGAAUGGUUGGAAGGUCAUCCGGAGAAUGUAGUAGAUAAAAGACUUGAGGGCGAAGUGGAUAACGAGGAACUGGAGCGUGCAUUGAGAAUUGCAUUUUGGUGCCUUCAAACUGAUGAACGUGUGAAACCUUCCAUGGGGGAGGUAGUGAAGGUGUUGGAGGGCACACUUCCUGUUGAUCCUCCUCCACCACCGUUUACCUGUUGGAGAUCACCGAGGGAGGAAGAAGACUCAUCAGAAUUAGGCUCAGAGUCAGAGACAUAGGGUUGUAAUGUACAAGUGAUAAUUUUCAUUGAUUUUUCCUUUUCAAUUUUGUACAGUAGGACUAACAUUCACAGGAAUGACACUCUUGAGGCUUAGUUCCAAAAAGGGACAUGCCAUUUUUUUCCCCAUCUGAUGUUAGUGCGGAAGCAGCGUUCCUUUUGUCAAAUCGUCAUUCUACUCUUCAAUAUUGAGGCUUGGCUUGCAUCAA
Messenger RNA from Theobroma cacao (cacao), 2972 nucleotides. Its product is annotated as G-type lectin S-receptor-like serine/threonine-protein kinase SD3-1. Gene Ontology annotation, biological process: protein phosphorylation; recognition of pollen. Gene Ontology annotation, molecular function: protein serine/threonine kinase activity; protein tyrosine kinase activity; ATP binding. The record is from RefSeq and is a predicted model, not a curated record. Lineage: Eukaryota; Viridiplantae; Streptophyta; Magnoliopsida; Malvales; Malvaceae.